GUUUACAAAUGGCGACGCACUGCGAUUCUAGAUUAAAAAAGCUGUAUUUGCAGAUGUACAAGCGAAAACAAAUACUUUUAAAUACCAUUUUUCGUACAACAAGAGUAUAUUAAUAAAAAUGGAGAACUGACAAGUGACGUUGACAGCAUUAAGUACAAAAAUGUCGCUGAAAACGAGGAUUCGAGGUUUCACGGCUUGGGUGAAUCUUCGUUUGAUUCCAUACAACCACCUGCUAAACAAUGUGAUCAUGGACCUCCUCACUGGCACAAGUAUGAAGUACCUUGUAGAAAGUAUCACUGGAAGAGAUUUCACCAAGUUGGAGAGCUUUGAUGGUUUAAGCCAGCAACAGAAACAGACUCGUGUUGAGUGGAUGCUGCAGGAAUUGAAACGCUGCAAUGUAAUACCACUCGACAUCGGCAUUGACUGCCGCAUGUUCGCUAUGAGGAGCGCCGAUCACGUGUUUGACCUUUUAUGGCGUCUAGUGAGCCAUGAUAUUUGGUUUGUAUGGGAAAGAGCAGAGUAUUUGCAACAUGAAGACAAAGACAUUAUUACUCAAGUUAAGUUCAAGUGGACGCCAGAACCUCCUCCAAAGAAGAAAAAGAAAGCCAAACCAAGGAAAUCUCUUCUUUCUGGGUUCGGAUCCUCGGCUGUAGUGGAUGAUGAACCUGUAGACAAUGAACCAGAGGUAGAGUGGGUUAAAUUCCCAAAUUCUGAUUUUAUGAAGAACUUCAAAAGAAAGCGAACGGCUGGUAAAUACCCAUCUCCCGACCAGUGUAUUCUGCAGCUGGUCAAUGCUCAACUAAAGAAAACAAAGGAAGGAAAGACUAUAUCCUGCUAUAGCAUUGAUGAUUUGGUGGACAGUCGUAUUUUAUGUACUCUAGUCAACUCGUUCGUCCCUAACACAUUUACAACAGACCUUCUCCUCAAUGACAGGUGGACAAUUAACAUUGCUUUGCGGACAGCGGAAAAGAUGUUUUAUAAUGAGACACAGUUUGAUUCUGAAGAUCUUGCCGAGGCAGACCCCAUGGCCGUGUGUGCAUAUUUCACCUCUUUCUUCAUGGUGGCCUACAAGUACCGGCAGUGUAAAGCAGUUGCAGAACGGGUGAACUGGAUUCAUCAGCUGAUUCGAGAGUGCUACCAUGAACUUGAAAAAUAUCCUCCAGUUGUUACCAAUCUUCAAGAGCUUCAGCACAGGAAGGAAAUGAAGUCAAACAUAGAGGGGCACAAAGAGGCCAUUCAGAAAAUGGAAAAACGUUUUGACGUCAAGUAUUGCAAGAAGUGGGUAGAUCAUGUAGAUACGGUCCAAACAGAUACUAGGAAAGAGAUUCGUAAUAAAAUCAAAAGUCGGUUUGAUGUAUUGACAAUUCCCAGAAGUAUCACAAUCAAUGAUCUCUGUCUGUCUUACGUUAUCAACCUGAGUUUGACCAAUGGCUCUGGGUUUUACAAGGCCGAAGGCAAGGAAAUAUUGACUGAGGGGAGACGACUUGUCCUCAGAAACAGAGAGACUGGAGAGUUCACUGAUGAUUUUACAAGUAAAAGCAAAGUUCCUGUGAGACAGCUAUUGAAGUUACCAGGAGCCAGUGUUGUAGAAAUCAACCCAUCAGAUUAUCCAAACUAUGAUCUAUUCUUUGAAGCACAGAGCAGAAACAAGCAUUUCAAGACUGGCACACAGUUUCUUUACCAAGUGUUUCCCGGCAACACGAUCACGUGGAACAGGAUGUUCAUCCGUGCAGCCAAGGAGAACGAGGCCGACACGAUCGAGAAACUCUUAACCUUCUUCCGAGGUCACCCAAAGUUCAUCAACAGCCGAGAACCAAAGACAGGCAACACCGCCCUGCACUGCGCCUGCAGAUUUGGGCACUAUGAAAUCGUUGCACUUUUGCUGGAGUAUGGGGCCAACAUAGACGCGAAGAACAACUUCCAUUGUACACCUCUGUACGCAGCCAUUGAAGGGCUUCACAGACGAGUGUGUCAUUUGCUUAUUGAGUGGGGCUGUGAUCUUCACUGUAAGAACAUCAGAGGUCAGACGCCAAUAGAAAGCUGUAAAAACGAUGAGUUCAGGAAGUAUCUGGCAGAUCUAUAUGAUCACUACUCCAGCAUCAUCCCACAGAUUAUGAAUGGCGAUAUGGAUCUACUGGAGGAAGUCAUACGACAACAUCGCUCUGGUGAACAUGUCUUCUGCUCGCUGACAAGUAGAUGCGUGAAUGGCUCAACUCUCCUGCACACAGCAGCGUACUACGGACACAAGUCGUCAAUACAAGAACUCCUCCGUCAGAGAGUCGGGAUCAACUUGAAAGAUUACAAGGGAGCCACACCUCUCCACAGGGCCAAGGAUCACGACACCAUACAGAUGUUGUUGGAGUCUGGAGCCGUGUUAAACGCGGUGGACACUGAAGGGAACACUCCACUACACGUCAAGUGUUACGGUGAGAUGGACAAGCCCUCAGAUUUGACUUCCAUCGAAUUACUCCUCAGUGAAGGUGCAGAUCCAGUCAGGCGGAACAACAGGAAUCUGUUGCCAAUCCACUGCUGUGCGAUGCAGGGUCGCGUGGAUGUGAUGAAGAUGCUGAUAAAGGCGGACGGCGAUGAGAAGAUCCUGAAAGCUCUCAACAGUGAGGAAGGCCGCAAUCCUCCCAGUCUCAUUCACCUGGCUUUAGCCAACGACUUCCUCCAGUGUGCAGACUGGCUGUUGCAGAAUGGAUUUAAAUUUAAAGCCAAAGAGAUCGAUAUUCUUCUCAAGAGAGUGCUGACUGAUCAGAUCAAAUUAACUAAUCGAGCUGAUGCUGUGAAAUUUCUGUUAGAUUGCGGAGCAGACCCAAAUCCAUCUUACCCAGAUGGCAACUCAGCACUGCAUUAUGCUGCCAGCCUGCCUGGCUCAACUGACAUUCUGGAGACACUGCUGGCGUACGGAGCGGAGGCUGACUGUGUGAAUGAUGAUGGAUGCACACCGCUGUUCUUCGCCACACAGGCCAACAACCAGUUUGCUGCUUGUGUUCUCAUUGCACAGGGGACAAAUGUUAGGCAGAAAAACUUCCAAGGCCUGACUGCAUUUGACAACAUUGUGGAUUUUGAUGAAUGGAUUGAUUCUGGAUACUUUACAGAUGAAAUUAAAGCAAGGCUGAAAGCAUACAGCUUAAAGCAUGCCCGCGACCUGAUCCGGGCCAUUUCAAAACGGGUCAAGCCAAACCCAUCCCAGUCAAGACCAGACCACAUUCCAUCAGACCAGAUGAUCCACAUUCCAUCAGACCUACGCCAUCCAUGCCGUCCACGGAUAACAGUCCUUCACGAACAUCAUGAUGCUGCCACCCAUCACGGAUAA
Messenger RNA from Gigantopelta aegis, 3319 nucleotides. RefSeq lists its product as uncharacterized. The record is from RefSeq and is a predicted model, not a curated record. Gene Ontology annotation, cellular component: nucleus; cytoplasm. Gene Ontology annotation, molecular function: protein binding. NCBI's taxonomy places the organism in Eukaryota, Metazoa, Mollusca, Gastropoda, Neomphalida, Peltospiridae. Bases 161 to 3319 code for a protein of 1052 amino acids. The transcript has 27 exons.